AUGUCGUCCUACUCGCCAACACAGUACUACUCCGGCACCCUGCCGAUGCCGGUCCCGCACAAGGGCCAGUACCAGGGCUACUACCACCCGGACAGCACCUACUCAGUCUCGCCUCCGGAGGCUGAUCACUCGGUGAGCUCCGGCUCUGGCGUAGCAUCCUACAGCACGCCGGGCUACUCUGCCACUACCAGCUACGCCGGCAGCACCCACGGCGAAUACGACUCAGAGCGCUCCGCCAGCGGCGUUGACUUCAACGAGUACAUGCACGAGCAUCUCGCCCAGUCUUUCGACCCCCUCGGCCUGGACAAGGCCAUGGCCACGCAGGCGCAGACAUCCGGCCGCCUCAACGACAAGCACCGCCAGCUGCUGGACUUGCAGAAGCAGGCGCAGGCGCGGCUUGCGAGGUCGCGGGCGCGAUUUGCCGAGGGCAUGGACGACGCGCGUGAGGUGCGCCAGAACCUGGAGUGGACGCAGAAGAAGGUCUCAUCACUGAAGACGAAGGCGUCGAAAAAGCACUCCAAGGAGUACAGCAAGGCGCGCGCGAGGCACCCUUCUCCCGAAUACUAG
Molecule: messenger RNA, 567 nt
Organism: Diaporthe amygdali
Lineage: Eukaryota; Fungi; Ascomycota; Sordariomycetes; Diaporthales; Diaporthaceae
Exons: 3
Coding region: 1-567 (188 amino acids)
Biological process (GO): endosome organization; regulation of protein localization
Cellular component (GO): endosome; BLOC-1 complex
Source: RefSeq, a predicted model, not a curated record